GUUGUGAAAAUUCAGAUACAAAUCUCUGAUUCACAUGUGAAUUUUCGAUGUUAAUUGUUUGCGACUUAAAAGUUCUGUUAUUGUAAAUUGUUUUGGAUUUCUUGGUUAACAAUGGCUGCUGAAUUGGUUCAACAAGGAGCUGAAGCGCGAAUCUAUUUUCUGGAUUAUGUUGGUUUCCCUGCAGUUCGCAAAGAAAGGUUUAUCAAAACCUAUCGACAUCCACAAUUGGAUGAAAGAUUAACUAAAUCCAGAGUGAGAGCUGAGGUCAAGGCAAUACACUGUUUAAAAACUAAAUCAGCUCUAUUGUCAAAAUCAAUGCCAACCAUUCUUGGUGUAUCAAAUAACGAUAUAAUCAUGACAAGAAUCGAAAAUGCUUCAACCUUUCAAGAAAAUAUUUUGUCAGAAAUUACUAAAUCAAAUGACCGAGUAGAGCAAUUAUUUGACCAAGUUGGAGUUGUGAUAAGUGAAAUUCAUAAAAGUGGUCUAAUACAUGGAGAUCUAACAACAUCCAACUUUAUGAUUAAAGACGAUGGUACAAUUGUUCCAAUUGAUUUCGGUUUAUCGUCAUUUAGUUCAUCGAUAGAAGAUCAAGCAGUUGAUUUGUAUGUGUUAGAAAGAUCACUUUUAACGCUUGGAUUUGACACAAGUCACUUUUUCGCUAUACUUCUCGCCCGGUAUGAAAAAGAAAUGGGAAAACCAGGAUUAUCUAUUAUAAAAAAGUUGGAUGAGGUUAGAGCUCGUGGACGUAAAAGAGAUAUGGUUGGAUAAUAUUAACAUCAUUUUCAAAUUACACUGUAUAAUGUUAAAUUUUUAUUAAAUUUUCUAAGAGAUAUUGUACAUUACAUCUCUAUAAAACUCUUUGUAACAAUAGGCUGUGCGGACUUUAAUAUUCCAAUUUUGAAGUACGUUUAUCAUGGAUUUUAAAUUCAUUAUCAUAUGUUCUGCUUCCAUUUAAACUUGAUUUUUGUCUAAACUGCAGAAUUUCUACAUCGUUUGAAUUUGUGUUCCCCGUGCUUUUACAUGACUACUAUGGAUUCUGAUAAUAUUGAUGGUUACAAAAAAGAGCUUUUAAAUGCCAGAGUAAUGCUGAAAGCCAGACGAAGACUUGAUGCACAAGAGAAACUCGAAAAAUUGGUCGACGAUUUAAGACCAAGAGAUGAAAAUUUAUUGCUCGAAACGUUAAUAACGUUAGCUGAUCUAUUGGAUGACAUGGGAUAUCAUACAGAUUCAUUGAGUAGAAGAAAUGAAGCUGUUGAUCUAUCGAUAAAACUAUUUACUGUUAAGCACAAGAAAGUAGCUGAUCAGUUGAUCGCUCGAGCUAAUACAACCUGGACUCUUCUGGAUAAACACGAAGAGCGAACUUUGAUACUCAAAUAUGCCAACGAAACUAAAUCAAGUAUUCGUGAUGCAGUUAAAUUGUUGAAAAUGCUCCCUACUUAUCCAAAUAUUGAUAAAGUAAUGGCUGAUUUGAGACAGAAGUUAACAUGUGCCAUCAUGAUUAUCGAAGCUAAUUCUAAGAUUAAUGGAGUGAUGCAAAGCAAAUCGAACCUGCAAAAUGGAGGAAUUGCUCAGAGUAGCGAGACUGAAGAUCAGAUCAUGCUCGACGAGCCAUACGCUAUCUAAUCCUUGCUGACAGCAUAUGAUACUUCUGGUUGAUUUGGUUAAGUCUUGAAAUCGAUAUUUCUUUAUAAGAAAUAACCAGAUAACAUGAACAUUAAAAAACAUUUCAUUUAA
This is a messenger RNA of Tetranychus urticae (two-spotted spider mite), 1734 nucleotides long. It is a transcript of the gene Tcs5, whose product is annotated as TP53 regulating kinase. Gene Ontology annotation, molecular function: protein serine/threonine kinase activity; ATP binding. NCBI's taxonomy places the organism in Eukaryota, Metazoa, Arthropoda, Arachnida, Trombidiformes, Tetranychidae. Gene Ontology annotation, cellular component: cytosol; nucleus; EKC/KEOPS complex. Gene Ontology annotation, biological process: protein phosphorylation. The record is from RefSeq and is a predicted model, not a curated record.